Messenger RNA from Exophiala spinifera, 759 nucleotides. RefSeq lists its product as uncharacterized. Gene Ontology annotation, molecular function: mRNA binding. The transcript is spliced from 5 exons. The record is from RefSeq and is a predicted model, not a curated record. Gene Ontology annotation, biological process: mRNA export from nucleus. Gene Ontology annotation, cellular component: nucleus. Lineage: Eukaryota; Fungi; Ascomycota; Eurotiomycetes; Chaetothyriales; Herpotrichiellaceae. Bases 1 to 759 code for a protein of 252 amino acids.
AUGUCUGGCCGGCUAGAUCAACCUCUCGAUUCCAUCAUCGAAAGCCAGAAGAAGGCGAAGCGUGAAGCUCGUCGUCGCAAGGUGGGAAAGCCUUCCGGUGCAACUGCGCCUGUCGGUGGUGUCAAGAAGUCGACGAAGCCAGUCAAGGCAGCCAUCAAGCCUGUCGCAGGCGUUGCAUCUUCAAACAAAUCUAGCAAGAUUGUCGUCAGUGGAUUGCCAUUCGACGUCAACGAAGCCCAGAUCAAGGAAUUUUUCAGCAAAUCUGUCGGCAAAGUCAAGAAGGUCUCUCUGCAGUACAACCAAAAUGGCCAAAGCCGUGGAAUAGCCGACAUUCAAUUUCUAUCUCCAGACUUUGCAGCCAAGGCAGCCAAGGAUCUCAAUGGAAUGCUUAUUGAACUGGUGGUGGAUGCCAGCAGCGUACCUCCUGCGCCAGCGAAGUCUCUCGCGGAUCGUGUCGCCGCCAAUCCGAAAGCACAGCCCAAGUCCGCCACUGCUGUCAAGAAGGACACCAAGGACGGAGCGAAAGGACGAGCCGGCAAGCCUGCCAGAAAGCGGGCUGCACGCAGUGCUCGACCCAAGCCCAAGACUGCCGAAGAACUCGACGCUGAGAUGACCGACUACUGGGGAGGUAACAAUCCUUCUGCAGUGGCUGCUCCUGCCGACACCACUGGUAAUAAUGGCAAUGCUGCUCCCGCUGCUGCCAAUGCCGAUGAUGCCAUGGAUGAGAUUUCUGUGAGCGACAUCGAGUUCAUCUGCUAA